Messenger RNA from Molossus molossus (Pallas's mastiff bat), 1620 nucleotides. Its product is annotated as CMRF35-like molecule 5. Gene Ontology annotation, cellular component: plasma membrane. The record is from RefSeq and is a predicted model, not a curated record. Lineage: Eukaryota; Metazoa; Chordata; Mammalia; Chiroptera; Molossidae. The transcript is spliced from 4 exons. Gene Ontology annotation, molecular function: transmembrane signaling receptor activity. The coding region runs from base 86 to 760 and encodes 224 amino acids.
GAGACAGACACAAUGAUUUACACACAUCGAAGGCAGUUUGCCUCUGGGCUCCUUUGUUCAAGUCCCGGGUGGACACUGGGGUUUCAUGGUGACAGGGACCGAACCUGGCAGCAGGACCAUGUGGCUGCUCCCACCUCUGCUCCUUCUCGUUGUCCCAGGCUGUGUCUCCUCUAUCUCUGGUCCGAGGUCAGUGAGCGGUUCAGAAAGGGACUCGGUGACCAUUUGGUGUCACUAUGACCCAGGGUAUGAAUCCUACAAGAAGUGGUGGUGCCUCGGAGAGGCCUGGAGUUCCUGCGAAAUCCUGCUUGAGACCAGCGGGUCGGAGCAAAGGGUGCAGGGCGACCGCGUGGCCAUCAAGGACGACCACUCUGCACGUGCGUUCGCCGUGACGGUAGAGAAGCUCCGGAGAAGAGACGAGGGCUUCUACUGGUGCGGCAUCGAGAGGUCCGGGACAGACCUGGGUCACCAAGUUCGCGUGCUCGUUGGCCCAGCUAAACCUGUGACAACGUACCCGGCUGCCCCUGAGACGACGUACCCGGCUGCACCUGAGACCACGCCCGCACUGGCCAGUCUGGCCCCCUCGCCUCCAGUAACCCAGAUCGGCAACAGCAGUGUGGCUCUGACCGGUUCACUCAUCAGGUUCGUGCUGUGCAACAUCCACCUGGUGCUCCUGACCUCCGUAAAGGUGCCCCUGCUUGUGAGUCUGCUGCUGAGCCUGCUGUGGCUGAGCAGACAGCAGGGAGACUCCCAGGGGAAAUAGUCAGUCUGAGCAGAACUGCAGCUCCCACGCCAUCGACACCUCGCAUCGGGCUGCAGAACCUCCUGACCUCUUACCAGGGCACGGGCAGUGACUGCAGAGUCAGCGAAGACGAGGGUCCCGGCUGCAGUAAGGACUCCCCCGUCCCAGACUCGGGAACGCAGUCGGCUCCCUCCCCGCUCGGCACAGCUCCGAACCCUGGUCUCCACCGGAGGAGCAGAGAAAGGAAAAGAGGUGGUGGUUUCCUCUUGCACAGGCCUCGGAGCACCUGCCGUCUUCUCUGUGCGGGUCCUCUUGCUGCCUCUUUCCAGGGCCUCUGACCAAGAUUCCGGACCGUGACACUGUCUAGGGCUCCAGCUAAUGGUGGAGUCAAGAUUCCAGACCAACCAAUAAGCACAAAAGCUGAAUUAAACCCAGAAACUUCAGAGUGUGUCUGCAAGGUCAAAGACCCCCUCCCGCCCGAGGCAGGUGCACCAAGGUCUGCUGAUUCCCCUUCUGUCACGUCACUGCCUCCUGGAGAAACACCUGAACGCAGCCGCUCACAGCAGGGCUGGCCCAUCGCCCAGCUCAGCUCCCAUACGUCCGCGCUGUGUGCUUCGUCUGAAAUCCACAGAGUUCCCGGCUCUGAGACCGCCUUGCUCGCCGCGCUGUCUCCGGACACGCCAGAGGGGGACAGGGACUCUGAACCAAGCACCAGGUCAGAUCGACCUCCCAGAAUGUAUCUGGGAGCUGGGGAGGUUAGAGUGGAGAGCACUGGACGACACCUUUCUAUCCCCUGAGAGGUCGCGGCCGGACCGACGCCCCCACCCGGUCCCCACGAGAAGAUGCAGACUCGACUUGAUGGCUGGAAGUGAGCUAAACAA